AAAAAUAAACAAAAUAUAAACAAAAUAUACAGGGACACGACACGACAGGACGACUUACUGCUACGCCAUCUUGGAUAUCAUAGACUAGCGAACACACGAUGUCUGGAAGAGGUAAAGGCGGCAAGGGACUCGGAAAAGGAGGCGCCAAGCGUCACCGUAAGGUUCUCCGCGAUAACAUCCAGGGAAUCACCAAGCCCGCCAUUCGCCGUCUGGCUCGCCGUGGCGGCGUGAAGCGUAUCUCCGGCCUGAUCUACGAGGAGACCCGCGGUGUCCUGAAGGUGUUCCUUGAGAACGUGAUCCGUGACUCCGUCACCUACACCGAGCACGCCAAGAGGAAGACCGUUACGGCCAUGGACGUGGUCUACGCUCUGAAACGCCAGGGACGCACCCUGUACGGUUUCAGCGGUUAA
This is a messenger RNA of Oncorhynchus kisutch (coho salmon), 410 nucleotides long. Its product is annotated as histone H4-like. The transcript has a single exon. Gene Ontology annotation, molecular function: protein heterodimerization activity; DNA binding; structural constituent of chromatin. The coding region runs from base 99 to 410 and encodes 103 amino acids. Gene Ontology annotation, cellular component: nucleosome. NCBI's taxonomy places the organism in Eukaryota, Metazoa, Chordata, Actinopteri, Salmoniformes, Salmonidae. The record is from RefSeq and is a predicted model, not a curated record.